Molecule: messenger RNA, 252 nt
Organism: Paramecium tetraurelia
Lineage: Eukaryota; Ciliophora; Oligohymenophorea; Peniculida; Parameciidae
Exons: 2
Source: RefSeq, a predicted model, not a curated record
AUGGGGUUGGAAUUAAAAAUAAAAUUUCAGCUUUUGAGGGAGGUUGGUAAAAAGAAAAAACCAAAGCAUAAAUUUUGGGAUGAAAAAAAACAAGAAAUCAGGCCUUUUGUAUUUCACAUUUUAAGAAAAAUGAAAAAAAUAGAUUUUCUACCUUUUUUUGCAUAGGGGUGUGUUGAUUCUUGGUUGGCCACUAAAGGAUCAUGUCCCUUGUGCAAAAAGUAUGUCCGGUCCUUAGUUUAAUAAUUUUCAUGA